AUGGUCGUACUUGCGCUCUACGUGUACGAAUACUUGGUCUACUCCGGUGCCCAAAAGGCAGCUCAAACAUUCCUCCAGGAAAUCGGCUGGGACAAACACAUAGUUCCCAACGAGGCCCCUGGUUUCCUAUUCUCAUGGUGGAGUGUCUUUUGGGAUCUCUACUGUGCGGCUCCUGAAAGACGGGAUACCCUCAAACAUUCCUCUGAUGCGCGUGCCUUCUACGAUUUCGUAAGUUUUUCGUUCCAUCAGCACAUAUAUUGCGUCUUUUUUUUUUCAUUCGUCGUUUGCGAUCUACCAUGUUUAAAGCCUACGCACAGCACUCCAACGGCCGUCAGUAGAGGUUUCUUUAAUCACACCUACAAGGGCGCGCGCGCGCGCGCGUGCAGGUGCGGCGAAUAUGCUCAAAAUUGGCGUGUGACCGCGCCUCGUGCGUUCGCGCGUCCAAUCGAUAAUCAUGUUCCAUUAUCUCACCACGUCCUUGAAGCGUUCGUAUGCAUGCGUGCAGUUAUUUGGGUUUGUCGUGAUGCUGCUGAUGCGUUGGCCAUCCAAUGCGUUCUCAUCCCGGAAUUCAAGGUGAAGCCUUUGACUAGUAAACCCCAAAUUCUUGUGGGUUUGGCCAAUCCAGGUUCCGUUCCCGGAGGUCUUCAGUGUCGAGGCAUUGUUCUGACCUGUUGUGCUGGCGUAAUUAAAGUGGCCUACUUAUGCGACUCCAGCAAAUCCACUACCGUUGUCAUUGAUCCUGCCUCCAUUUACCCAUUUGGAUACGUGUGCACGUUCGUCCUCGCAGCAUACACGGAAACCACCGAAACGUCAGACUUUAUGCGCGCAAACCUGUUUGUGUAUUAUACGGGCAUUUCCUUGGUGUUGGUGUGCGUUUGUCCGUUACUUGAUGUACCAAUAUUCCCGAUUGCGAUCGAUGUGUGCGUGUGUAUGUGCAACUGCACAUACCCGAAGCCGGUACAGGUUGAGCUCCUCGAGGGCCCCUUUUCACGCGGUUUACUCGAACGUGCACAACGCUUGGUGGUUAAGGUGUCAGCGUGUUACAAUGAAGCUCCGACUGCCUACUUGUACGCCCAAAUGUUUGCGACUAAGGAGUUCAAUGCAACUCUCUUGGAAAACCAUGUAACUCGGCGAAUUGACGCGUGGAAUCCAAUAGCCUCUCGGCGCAUUUCUCUCAUAGAUCUUGCCACUCUAAUUUUACGCUCACUAAAGCGAUUAUAUCCACUUCAUUUAUCGGGUCCUGGCUUCCACUACGUCCAGGGGCGGAACGGGCCACCUCCUCUUCUCCCGUACCAACAAUACGUCUCCCAACAACGCCAACUCUAUGCUCCGGUUGGCUCACGACCUUGUGAUGCUAAAAUACCCGGUCUCAUCUCUAUGGGAGAGCAGCACCUCGACGCCUUUCUGCCUUCCUCCACAGCCGCAUUCCGCCCAAGUCCGAACAUUCCUUCCCUUCCUAUUGCCUCUGCCCCCACAGUGACCUUGAGGCACCAACCUCGGCCAGAUGGGCCUAGAGGACCGCAAGUGAACAACGGAAAUGGCGGUGCUCCCGUCAACUCAUCGUCGUCCGCUGCCUCCUUCUCAGGAUUCUCCCCUGGCGGCGACUUUCAACCCGGGCCCCUGGGCACCGCACCCCAACAGUUCGGCCGGCCGCAAACUUUCCACCAACAGCGCUCACUUCCCACAAAGCUGCCUCCCUGCACACCAAACAAUGUGGUGCCAUCUCAGCAGCACUGGGGUCCGAGUCUUAACCACCAGCUUUCCCACCCUGCCGAUUUUGUUAGUGGCCAAUCAGCCAAAGUGUCUCCUGACAUCAACGCGGCCACGACCACGAUGCUAUUUGACCCUGGUCUAAUGGAGCCAUUCCAUCCACCGGUUUCGGGUGGCGAAGGAUUUACCUUUUUCGAACAAUCUGAUGGGCUGCCGGAAGACUCAACCGGAGGACAAUCGAUUACAUCGCAGAUAAGUCAAUUGCUCUCACCAUCGCCUGUCCAAGCGCAACGAGGCGUCUCGCAUCAACAACGCUCCCUUCAACAAUCCAACCCGAACAUUGAAGAAGCUCUUGUGCUUAGUGGGCCUGAGUUAGAAAUGUUGGCUGGGGGUGACGAUAGCGUGGAAGGCCUCGAACAGCCGGUGACAAGAGCUUCCGGUCAGGGCUUUGAUUGCGAGGAGAUAAAGGAUAGUGGUGCACCGAGUAUUCUCUUUCCAGUAAGUUUAAAACCGAACGAUGAUUUGCAAGCAGUGCAGAAUCUCGUCGACGCAAUGCAAGAUCCCAUCGUUGGUGGUUCUUUACCUCCCCCACCCUCUCAACAGCCGUUUUGUUCCCUGAAGGACACUGAAACCUCUGCAGCCCUCUUUCUGCACGAUUAA
Molecule: messenger RNA, 2370 nt
Organism: Mesocestoides corti
Lineage: Eukaryota; Metazoa; Platyhelminthes; Cestoda; Cyclophyllidea; Mesocestoididae
Source: the annotation of a GenBank genome assembly